CUCUUGACUACCAUCCAACAUGAACCCAGACGAGCUUGAUGAUGCGGAUCUGAGAGCGGCCAUCGCUGCCUCCAUGGCCGAUCGUCAGCAUUCCGAUCCCGACCAGACCAAUAGACCCAAAAAGUCUGAGGUUGUCGACCUAACUGCAGACUCCGAUUCGGAUGAUGUGAGGCCUGUUUUUCCAAAGUCAAGGUCCUUGAUUGGCUCCGACACGGACGACGAUGACGACGAGGAUGACGACGAAGACAUCAAAAAGGCCAUCGCACUAUCCCUACAGGAGAUCGGGGGGAACUUCAAUCAUCCGUCUGAGCCCUGGCAAGUUAUUGGCUCAGACACCAGCGAGAGCCAGAGUGCCUUACCCCUCCACUCGACAGCGACCAAGACCAAAACAGACGACCAGGAGCCCGCGAAGCCUCAGGGUAUAUUGGGCCUGGAUCGAAAGCAGAUGGAGCAGGAGCGUCUCGCACGGCUUGCGAAAAGAAAGGCUGACGAUCCUGCGGUGAGUGAGCAGCCUCAGACGAAGCAGUCGAAAGUGGAUCUAUCGAGAAAGCCUGGUGUUUCUGAGCUAAACAUGCGUACCGGGGACAUGGCUGCUGCUUCCCGGGCUGGAAGCUCUUGGGCAACGCCAUCCAUGACACCAUCAAUCCAGUAUCCUGACGGCGUGGUCAAGAAGACAUGGGCGUCUGGCUGUGCUCGGCAAAAUGACGAUAUCAGGAUCGAGGAGGUGUUCCAGAAGUCCAAUCUGGAGCUUGCUGUUUUGAGCUCCUUCAUGUGGGAUCCGGACUGGGUUUACAGCAAGCUCGAUAUCAAGAAUACCCGCUUUAUCAUGGUGAUGCAUGCCCCAGAUGACUCUACGAGGCGCGCGCUGGAAGCCGACGUAGCAGAGGUCCCUAACGUGCGAGUGUGCUUCCCACCAAUGGAAGGCCAGGUGAAGUGCAUGCACUCGAAAUUGAUGCUGCUCUUUCAUCCUGGAUAUCUCCGCAUCGUGGUCCCGACCGCCAAUUUGGUGCCGUUUGACUGGGGCGAGAUGGAAGGAGUCAUGGAGAAUAGUGUCUUCCUCAUCGACCUUCCCAAAAAGAACGGCACAGACUCCAACAAACCCAAUACUGCCUUCUACAAGGAGCUGGCCUACUUUCUGAAAGCCUCCACUCUCCACGACAAUGUCAUCGCCAAAAUGGACGGUUUCGACUUUAGCAAAACAUCUAAAUAUGCUUUCGUCCACACCAUCGGCGGAUCACAUACAGGAGCGGCAUGGACGAAGACUGGCUAUUGCGGUCUGGGACACGCAGUGGCCACACUGGGACUAUCCACGUCCAAACCGUUAAACCUGGACUACGUCACCUCCUCUCUCGGCAACAUAAACAACGAAUUCCUUCGCUCCCUCUACCUCGCUUCGCAAGGAGACAUCGGUUUAACCGACUACACCCUCCGUACCUCCAAAUCCUUCCCCGCCAGACUCCACAACAACCUCAUCCCCAAAGAUCUGGCCUCGGAAUCCAAAGACCGCUUCCGCAUCUACUACCCCUCCCAAUCGACGGUGCUCUCAUCGAAGGGCGGUCCCCGCUGCGCAGGCACCAUCUGCUGCCAGUCAAGGUGGUUCGAGGGCGAGAAGUUUCCGCGCCAGGCGCUUCGUGACUGCGAGAGUCAACGACCGAGGCUUUUGAUGCAUAGCAAGAUCCUCUACGUCCGACCGGAUAACCCAAUCCGUUUAUCGGAUACAUCUGAAUGUCGAGCUUGGGCUUAUGUCGGAAGUGCCAACUUGUCGGAAAGUGCAUGGGGCCGCAUCAUCCAAGACCGCAAAACCAAAACCCCCAAACUCAACUGCCGCAACUGGGAAUGCGGCGUCAUAGUCCCCGUUAUCGAGAAAAUCGCCCCCACACGUCCGGAUAACGACCUCGCCGAAAAGAAGGAGGAGAGUGUCAGUAUUACACUGGCAUCAUCAUCAUCAUUGUCAUCUUCUUCGGAAUCUUCUACUUCAGAGCCAAAGUUGGAAUCGGCAGCAGCAGCCCAGGCUCUAGCUCUAGCACGAGACGAUGGCUCGGCUUUACCGACUGUGUUUAGGGGUCUGGUUCCGGUGCCGAUGCGUGUUCCUGGGCUGAAGUAUGGAGGGACGCGCAAGCCGUGGUGUUUGUCGGGGGAGAUGUGAGUGGGUGAGUGGGUG
Messenger RNA from Aspergillus heteromorphus CBS 117.55, 2161 nucleotides. RefSeq lists its product as uncharacterized. Gene Ontology annotation, biological process: single strand break repair; double-strand break repair. Gene Ontology annotation, cellular component: nucleus. Lineage: Eukaryota; Fungi; Ascomycota; Eurotiomycetes; Eurotiales; Aspergillaceae. Bases 20 to 2146 code for a protein of 708 amino acids. The record is from RefSeq and is a predicted model, not a curated record. Gene Ontology annotation, molecular function: single-stranded DNA binding; 3'-tyrosyl-DNA phosphodiesterase activity; double-stranded DNA binding. The transcript has 8 exons.